Molecule: messenger RNA, 8089 nt
Organism: Sipha flava (yellow sugarcane aphid)
Lineage: Eukaryota; Metazoa; Arthropoda; Insecta; Hemiptera; Aphididae
Gene: unc-13
Product: protein unc-13 homolog B
Exons: 27
Coding region: 839-7969 (2376 amino acids)
Biological process (GO): presynaptic dense core vesicle exocytosis; synaptic transmission, glutamatergic; dense core granule priming
Cellular component (GO): synaptic vesicle membrane; terminal bouton; presynaptic membrane
Molecular function (GO): phospholipid binding; syntaxin-1 binding; diacylglycerol binding
Source: RefSeq, a predicted model, not a curated record
AGUAUAGAAAACCCAAGUGUAUACAUAUAUAUAUAUAUAUAUAUAUAUUAAGUUACCUCCGUUGUUCGUCGUCGUGUGUAUUGUUUAUUAAUAUUUUUAUUUUUUUUAUCGUUAUGCCGUGGCGUAAUUAUCACCGCGGUACGUGGGCAUAGUCCGUUAUGUAAUGGUUUGGGGGAAACGACGAACGGUGUUCAAUCCAACCGCAAUCGUGCGGUGUUUCGAAAGAGUUAAUUAGAUUUCUGGACCGUCAAGAACUACGUUUAAUAUGCGGCACUCUUGAAUGGUGACACGCUGUUGGAGUGUGUCUGCGUCUGAGUGGUUAUCACUGAAUAUUUGUGCUAACAUGGAGGCGACGUUUCCUGGGAAAUAAAUAAUAUAUUUCCAACCAACAACGCCCCGUGGACGGGAUCGAUUUUCCUGUCAAUGCAAGCUAUUGUAAAAAUAUAAAUACCACCUCCCUUGUUGCAUACAGCAUCGAUUUUCGCCAUGCAUUAUUGUAAAGUACGUGAAAUGCAUGUCAAACUCCUCAACGUAUUUUGUUCCGGGACUCUUUUUGUUUUCGCACCCUCAACGAAAGCCUGACGUUUGCAUUGUACUACGACGUGUGUUUUAAAGUUAUUCGAAUCUUAAACGAUAGCAUCAGCCACUCGUUCGGUACUUUAUAUAUUUCGCCGUACCGACGACCGUUGAUGACAUCAGAUACCAAAACGAUGAUACUUCGAGUUAAAGUAUUAAAUAAGAUUAUUUUUCGAGAUAUUUGCGGCGUCAGCCAAAUAUCAAACAAAUUGUUACCUUCUACUGACCGAUAAAAUGCACUGGCUUUAGCAUUUUCGCUAUAAUGGAGCCAGAACAAGAUCGGAACGGUGGUGGCACCACCACCACUAUAACCACAGUCGCCAACGCCAAUGACACCGCCAACGUCACCACUACCACUACCGCUACAGUCUACGGCGACCAACAGGCUGUAGAGGCUGCGCUCAAUGAGUUCAUCGAUAAAAUUACACCCCGCAUAAAUGUGCUAGAGAAUGAAGUGAUGUACGCAUGGCGAGCAUUGGACUUGUUAUCUGACGAAUACGUGAAAAUGUGGGAGCGUAUCGAAAAACUAGAGACGAUUGUUGAGAACCAACAAUCCGUUAUCGGGCAAAUGAUUGAAAUAUGCUCGGAACCGUCAACUUCAACUACAUAUAUGGGACCAUUAGAAGUCGGAAAUCGCCCCGCUUUAAGUAUGAUAUGGGAAGAAUCGGAAGGAAGCAAUAGUAAUGGUACCAAAAAACCUCCAGAACCGAAUGAUGGAGAUUACAGAGCGUACGAAGAUCGGUUAUUAGAUGACGAUCCGGACAAAAUGGAUUCUGUGGAAUCGGCCAAGGAGAUAUUCGAAAAUAUCGAACAAAUGGAAAGAAAUAUGCGGCAGCUGUACGCUGAGGCGCAGUUGGAUAGUUGGAACGACGAGACGGAAAGAGCAGCGGCUGCUCUCGAUUUUUAUCCGCUUAAUAAACCACAUACGAGCACGUCAUCAGUGGGAAACCUACAACAUCACAUAUAUCCGUAUACGUCCACAUCUAUUCGAUCGCUUCCCACAAUUCCGAAAUGUGAAGAACCUGGAUUCAGGUCACCGACAUUAUUUAUAGACACACCGUCGCAGUCUAAUUACUUGGAUCACUCGUAUCACCCUCAAUCUCCUCCAGGUAGUCCGCCACCUCCAGCGCCUGAGGAUCCAGUAUUCUCUAGAUCAUUAUCGUCCGCUUUGUCAUUGAGCCUCCGUCAAUUUCAUGAUUCUACCAAAGAACUGAAUUCAAUUCAUCAAUUUCACAAUUCCUCUAAAAAUUUGGAUACCCAGCAACAGUUUCACAAUUCCGCCAAAGAAUUGGAUACAUUACACCAACACCGAACAGGUGCUAUGGUUGUGGCCAACAAAUCCGAUUCUGGUCUAUCAUCGAUGAGCGGUGGAUUGUUAUCUAGUUUCGAAAAAUCUCCAUGUUCACCAGGCAAACGGGCAUUCGAUCAAUCUUAUCAAAUAUCUGCGGUUGCUGGACCAUCCGGAUUAACGGUAGUAACGUGUGUAACUACUACAUUCGAAACGGAGUACCCAUAUUAUGAUAGGUCUAGUGGAGUAUACUCGACCGCAGGUCAAGGAUAUAAAUAUCAAACAACUAACGCACAACAACCGUCCAUUUCAAAUGUACCAGACCUGUUGGACGUAAUGUCGUAUAAAGAAUACAAAACUCCAACGGAUAGACCAUACCCUGGUAUAACCGAUGCAUUGUCUUAUUACCCAAGUACCAAAAACGAUACGUAUUAUGGUAGAGAAAACGAUAGAACAGAUAGUAACCAAACACGGUAUAGAUAUGUCACGACACCUAACUUUCAGAUCCGUUGUGAAGAUGACGGAACAAGACGAGAAGAAAAGGCGAAAAAAUCUAAACGUAAUAUUAUCAAAUCAGCAAUGAGUUCAGUUAGUAAUUCGAUGAGCAAUUGGUUUCCCGAUGUGCACUUACCACAACGACAUCGAUCUCAUUCAUUGCCUGGAGGCUUAGAAAGAGAACCCGAUGAGGAUUCUGUUCACAGUGAGACAGCAACAGUAUCAAAACCACGUGGCUGGAACACUCAGAAGCAUGGUAGUCGUAAGAAAAAAAAAUCAAUUGUGUCUACCAUGUCCGGAUUAUUACAUAAAACCACCAAAUCAAAUCGAUUUCAAAGUUCCUAUUCGAUAUCUGAUCCAGAGUUUGCGGAAAGUGAAUGGACUCAGUUUAAAGCUGGAGAUAGAACAAUACCACCAGAAACACCCUUGAGUUCUUUAGAGCCAGCAGCAAGUGGAACUGUGGUACACCAUCAGCAACACCAGUUCCAGCAUCAACAGAUCCACCAACAGCAACUUCAGCAGCAACAGCUAGUCCAACAACAAAUUCAGCGGCAACAGCAGAUGCAACAACAUAUUCAACAACAAAUUCAGCAACAGAUGUUGCAACAACAACACCAACAACAACAACAGCAACAGCAGCAACAACAACUGCAACAACAACAACAGCAGCAGCAACUUCAUCAGGAGGUAUUACAGAAGCAACAACAAGUGUUACAAAAUCAGCAAAUCAUACAGCAUCAACAACAGCAGCAACAACAAUCAGAAGAAUUGCAGGAACAGGUUAAUGAAAUCCAGUUGCCAGCUGAAAUGUUUAAUGGCCCAACUAAAGAAUUUGCUGUAUCUCGAAAGUUGAGUAAAUACAGAGAACACUGUAAACUUUCAAACGGAGUACCAGAAGGCGAACCUUUAUCAACCGUAGAAAAACGUAACAAAUCAUUGGAAGAACAGCCUGUUAAAUCUAAUGAAGAGUUUGUACAGCCACCAAAUAUGAGAAAUCUUAAAAUGUCAUCUAGACAAGCAAGUUUAGAAGUACCCUGGGCAGGCAAAGGGUCAGCUGAUACUGAAGACGACAGUAGGAGUAAUCAUUCAUGGAGAAGUACGUCUAGAAUAUCAUCAAGAAGACAGAGUACUGAAGAAAGUAUUGAUAGUGAUGAUGAAUGGUAUUGUUAUGAGCUAAAACAACUAGAAGAAUUAGAAAAGAAAACCCAUUUUGAACGAGUAUUUGGACCCCCAAUGUUACCUCCACCUACUACUCGAAGUGAGUCAUCUAUACUUGGAUCUAAGGUCGAUUUUAAAGAAAAAAUGUAUAAGACCAAUGAGGAUAUAAGAAAACAAUCCAUGGACGAAUCGUUCAUUGAAGACGCUUUUGAAUCAGAACCAUUAGAUACAGUCAUUGAAGAGGAACUACCACAAGAUGACGGACUUAUAAGGUUUAAAAAAAUGAAAGUGCCGGAUACUCCCGGUGGCAAAAAAGAUAUUCCAAGUCAAAAUCUUGACCUGGAACCGGAACCGGAACCGGAAACGGUUGACGAACAAAUAGUCGUUGAAGAGGACGAAAGUCCCGGAACACCAUCCUUGCCCAGGUUUAAAUUUGAUAAAAAUGAUUUAGUUGAUAAAGAAGAGGGUGUCAGUAAAUGGAAAAUCGUGAAAGCACUCAAGGAGAAAAAACCCGAAGAAAUAAAUCAGGAUAUAGGACCUCCUCCAACUCCAAUUAUUGAGAAUGGAAGAGGAAGUGGAGAAAAUAUCAACAGAGCAAAUGGCCACCCUGGAGACAAUCCAUUUUAUAGCAACAUUGACAGUAUGCCAGAUAUUCGACCCAGGAGGAAAUCCAUCCCUCUUGUCUCAGAAUUGGUUCUCAAGACAAUGGCCGCCACAAAAAGAAACGCUGGACUGGCAUCUGGAGUACCACGUCCAACACUCAACGACGAAGAGCUGAAAAUGCACGUGUAUAAAAAAGCUUUACAAGCAUUAAUUUAUCCAAUAUCUUCGACUACGCCACACAAUUUCGUCUCGUGGACUGCAACUUCACCGACGUAUUGUUAUGAAUGUGAAGGACUACUGUGGGGUAUCGCCAGGCAAGGAGUACGAUGUACUGAAUGCGGGGUCAAGUGCCACGAGAAGUGCAAAGAGCUCUUAAAUGCUGACUGUUUGCAAAGAGCAGCCGAAAAAAGUUCCAAACACGGCGCAGAAGAUAAAGCAAUAUCAAUUAUACAGGCCAUGAAGGAUAGAAUGUUGCAACGCGAACGAGAUCAUCCAGAAAUUUUUGAACUCAUCAGAUCAGUAUUUGGCGUGGAGGAGAAAAGCCACCAGGGUCAUAUAAAAGCAGUGAAACAAUCGGUUUUGGAUGGUACUUGCAAAUGGUCAGCAAAAAUAGCCAUCACAGUAAAAUGUGCUCAAGGGCUCAUUGCUAAAGACAAAAGUGGCACAUCAGAUCCAUACGUAACUGUUCAAGUAGGUAAAGUUAAAAAAAGAACGCGAACUAUGCCUCAAGAACUCAAUCCAGUUUGGAAUGAAAAAUUUUAUUUUGAAUGUCACAAUUCUUCGGAUCGAAUAAAAGUCAGGGUAUGGGAUGAAGAUAACGAUCUAAAAUCGAGACUUAGACAAAAAUUAACCCGAGAAUCUGACGAUUUUUUAGGGCAAACUAUUAUCGAGGUUCGGACGUUAUCUGGAGAAAUGGACGUUUGGUACAAUCUUGAAAAAAGAACUGAUAAAUCAGCGGUAUCCGGUGCUAUUCGAUUACAUAUCAAUGUAGAAAUCAAAGGAGAAGAAAAAGUCGCUCCCUAUCAUAUCCAAUAUACAUGUCUUCACGAAAAUCUAUUUCACUCGUUGUGUGAGAACAACGCUGGUAUAGUCCAUCUACCUCAAGCUAAGGGAGAGGAUGGAUGGAAGUUAUACUUUGAAUCUCCCGCUCAAGACAUUGUCGAUGAAUUCGCUAUGAGAUAUGGCAUAGAAUCCAUUUAUCAAGCAAUGACACACUUCCAUUGUCUUUCCACAAAAUAUUUAUGCCCGGGUGUCCCAGCAGUUAUGAGUACUUUGUUAGCAAAUAUCAAUGCUUAUUAUGCCCACACGACAUCUAGUUCCGCAGUUAGCGCAAGUGAUCGGUUUGCAGCAUCGAAUUUUGGAAAAGAAAAAUUUGUUAAGCUGCUCGAUCAAUUACAUAACUCACUUAGGAUAGAUUUAUCUAUGUACAGGAAUAACUUCCCAGCGUCCAGUCAAGAAAAACUAAUGGACCUUAAAUCAACUGUAGAUUUGUUAACUAGUAUUACAUUUUUCAGAAUGAAGGUUCAAGAACUAUCAAGUCCACCGAGAGCUAGUACUGUUGUUAAAGACUGCGUUAAAGCAUGUCUAAGAUCGACUUAUCAAUUUCUUUUUGCCAACUGUUAUGAUUUAUAUGGCAGAGAGUAUCAGACUGAUCCAAAUGAGAAAAGAGAUGAAGAUACGGGACCAAAAUUAGACGACUUAGGAUUUUGGGAUAAGCUUGUAGCACUCGUUGCAUCCGUAAUUGAAGAAGAUCGUAAUAGUUAUGCACCUGUUCUUAGUCAAUUUCCAGCAGAACUGAAUAUAGGACAGCUGUCCGCAGCCACGAUGUGGAGCUUUUUUGCGGUAGACAUGAAGUAUGCGUUAGAAGAACAUGAAACGCAUAGACUUUGUAAGACUUCAGCAUACAUGAAUCUUCAUUUUAAAGUAAAAUGGCUAUUUACUAAUUACGUAAAGGACGCACCGCCAUAUAAAGAUGCUAUACCCGAGUACCCAUCGUGGUUCGAACCAUUUGUUAUGCAAUGGCUAAACGAAAACGACGACGUAUCUUUAGAAUACUUACACGGAGCUUUUAACAGGGACAAAAAAGAUGGGUUUCAAAGAAGUUCGGAACAUGCAUUAUUUUCUAACUCUGUUGUGGACGUAUUCACUCAGCUUACACAAUGUUUUGGGGUCAUAUCAAAAUUGGAAUGUCCCGAUCCCGAGAUAUCUAAUCGAUACAUGAAAAGACUUGCAAAAACAAUUGUCAAAGUGUUAUUGGCAUACGUAGAUAUAGUUCAGAAAGAAUUUGAUGCCAAAGAGUUAGACGAAAGAACGGCUUGUAUAUUAAUGAACAACAUCCAACAAUUAAGAGUGCAAUUGACGAAAAUGUUUGAAUCUAUGGGUGGAAAGCAAUUAGAAGAAGAUGCUACAGAUAUUCUAAACGACUUACAAACACAAUUGUUGAAAGCCCUAGAUGAGCUAUCUGGGAAAUUUGGCAAAAGUUUGGAACCACAAAUAAAAAAGAGCGUCAAAGAACUUGGUGAAUUAUUGCAAAGUAUCAAAGGUGGAAGCCAAAACCCUCAGCAAGUAUCUAUGAUGGAAGUAGACGAAAUAUUGCGGCCAUUGAUGGAUUUGAUGGAUGGCUCCCUAUCAUUAUUUGCUCAGACUUGUGAGAAGCCUGUAUUAAAACGAAUUCUUCGUGAGUUAUGGAAACUCGUAAUAAGGAUAUUAGAGAGAUCAGUAGUCCUACCUCCAAUGAUGGACAAAAGCAUGAUAUUAAAGAACCUCAGUGAAAAUGCUAGAUCACUAGCAGCGAAUGCUAGAAUUGAAGAUAUGUCUAGAUUAAUUAGAAACCAUAUGGCUGGAAAGCAAGAUGUUAAAAAUGCUUUAACAGGAGUUAUGGAUAUGGAAAAGAAUUUGAAUCCUAAGCAAUGUAGAGUAUUAGAAGCUGCACUGAAAACCAUUAAGACUUAUUUCCAUGCUGGAGGAAAUGGACUAAAAAAGAAAUAUUUGGAUAAAAGUUCAGAUCUCUUAUCUUUAUGUUAUGCUUUAUCGCUUUACACAAGAUCUACAGAUGAACUUAUUAAGACAUUUGUACUGUCUCAAUUACAUCAAGUUCCACAAAAAAAUGAUCCUUUACCUCGACAACCAUCACUCAUGAGUGGGACUGAAGUCAAAGACGAAAUGGACGAAAUGGAUUAUGAUGAAGAUGAUGAAACUGAAGAAGAAGAAGCAUUAGAUGAAGCUGAAGAAGAUGUAAAAUCAAUGGGAAGUCGAAUGGAAAAAUUGUUUGAAAUUUCUAGAAGACCCUUGCAAGAAAACUACGUAUACGAAGAGCCCUAUGGAGAAAUUUCUAUCAACGUUUAUAUUGAAACUCAUCCAACGAAUAACGAAUUUAAGCUAACCGUAACAGUGGUUGCUGCCAACACGUUGGUCUGGCCGACAACUGGUAUGUUUCGUCCGUUUGUCGAAGUUAACCUUAUUGGACCAAGACUAGCGGACAAAAAGAGAAAACAGUCGACAAAGAGUAAGUCGGGUAGCUGGAGCCCUAGAUACAACGAAGCGUUUGUCUUCUCAAUCAGUGCAAUUGAAGAUCUGGAAUGUUACGAACUGCAUUUUUGCGUGAAAGACUACUGUUUUGCCAGGGAAGAUCGGCUAGUAGGUGUAGCGGUCUUACAGAUGCGACAUGUUCCCAUAAUGGUCCGCACGGGUGAAUGGUUAGGACUCGGUAGACGGAUACAAAUGAAUGAGACUGGAUGGACGAUAUUGCGGAUACUUUCACAAAGGUAUAACGAUGAUGUAGCUAAAGAAUUUGUGAAGCUAAAAUCAGAAACCAGACAGGAAGACCAAUCGUCCGUGCAGGGGUCGUAAAUAUAAUAAAUAACAUGGGUAUUCAUUGCCGACAGUCUUCCACUGGAAAAAUAUUCAUAAUAAGACUAGUUAAACUAAUUAAAGUUACUGUAAAAAGUAAAAUAUAAAAAAAAACCCCAA